UUCUUUUCCCUAAAAAAUAUGCACAAAAUAAAAGACCCAAUUAUUAAGGACCCUCACUUGCUCUGUUUUAAGAGUUAAGGCCAUCUAAGCAGUUCCAAACCCAUCAAACCAAAGUUAAAAGAAUAUGCAUUUAUAUCUCAAAGAAUAGACAGAAACACAUCUCUCCACAACAACAAAAAGAUCAUACAUAGAAAAACCCAAUUACCAUUUCCCACCAAUUUAAGCUGUGAAACAAAACCCAGCAAACCAUCAUCCUUCCUUAAAAGAAGGGAAAGAAAAAGAAAAGCAUGUCAUCAUCCAUCAUGUCUUCUUAUGGGGUCACCUUUCCUCUCAUGCUCUUCUUGCUCCUUUUCCCUAAUGUGAUCAGUUACAGUGAAACAAGUACAAAUGUAGCCCAAGCAAAUGGGUCUGCAAUCAGUAAUGAAAUGGUGCCAUUAAUGGAGCCAGAGAAGGCGGUGAAGAUGAGACUGAUGGUUAAUGAGAGCAGAAGAAGAUUGGGUAGUUUCCAGAUAUGUGCACUUUGCACUUGCUGUGGAGGUGCUAAAGGCCUUUGCUUGCCUUCUCCUUGUUGCUAUGCAAUCAAUUGCAACAUACCCAACAGGCCCUUUGGUUUCUGUUCUUUCACUCCAAAGACAUGUAAUUGCUUUGGAUGCCAUCUUUAAUUAUAGAGAUAUUUUGCCUUUUAGUUUAAUCCUGGGGGUCAAGUCAUCUUCUUAAUCCUGUUGCGAGUGUGAAUGGGAAGAAGAAUAUCUGUUCUUCAUUUGUUUGUUUAUAAUUUAUUUAUUAUUAUUAUUUUAUAAGAAUCUAAUUAGGGUUGAGAGUUGCUAUUUCCAAAGUAAAGCUUUUGCUAUUUCCAGUGGGAAUUGUGUAUAAAUUUUGAUGGAAGUAGCGAUGCCUUCGAGAUAGUGGCAAAUGCUAGGAUUAGCAUUAUAUGGUAUUUGAGGAAACAUUGUUCUUUGUUUAUUAAGCUACUGUUGCUUGUGAUAAUUUAAUUAGUUGUUUUAAGAAUA
This is a messenger RNA of Ricinus communis (castor bean), 1010 nucleotides long. RefSeq lists its product as uncharacterized. The coding region runs from base 288 to 662 and encodes 124 amino acids. The record is from RefSeq and is a predicted model, not a curated record. The transcript has 2 exons. NCBI's taxonomy places the organism in Eukaryota, Viridiplantae, Streptophyta, Magnoliopsida, Malpighiales, Euphorbiaceae.